GAGCAGGAAUGCAAACGCAAGAUAGAGCAAGUGAGCAUUCGACAGUGCUGCAAAAUGCCUCAGAUAUUGCCACCGGAAGUCGUCCAGUUGUGCCGGAAGCGUCCGAUGCCUCCCGCGGCCAGUCCGGCUGAACCGAAACCGUUUCGUGUCAACUGUCAUGGGGAGUGUGUCCUCAACGUAACACGUGUGCUGAUGGAUCGAACGUUUCGUCCUGAACAAGCACAAAAGGUCCUGUUGGCUCGAGCGUUGAAUGAUACUAUUGCCUGGACACCGGUCAUAAAAGUUGCCGUUAAAAAGUGCUACAUGAUGCAGGUGGCCAACGUGUUCUACUUGACGGAUGUGGCGCAAAACCGCAUUUCCAGCCAGUGCAUCCCAUCCUCGCGCCGAUUCCUUGAGUGUGCCUUCGCCAUGAUAUACAGGGAUUGUCCCGAACAACACUGGAACUAUAACGAUGAUCGUUGUAGAGACCUCGUGACUACGUUCAACAACUGCGAUUUUCUCUUUAAGCUCGUGUGGGACAUCUAA
Anopheles nili is the source of this 525-nucleotide messenger RNA. RefSeq lists its product as uncharacterized. The transcript has 4 exons. The record is from RefSeq and is a predicted model, not a curated record. The coding region runs from base 55 to 525 and encodes 156 amino acids. Lineage: Eukaryota; Metazoa; Arthropoda; Insecta; Diptera; Culicidae.